AUUCGAGCGCAGAAUGACGACGCAGCCCGGCAGACCACAGAGAUGCUGGAUCAACUCCUGAAGAAUGGCGAGGCGAUGAACUGUCCCAAAUGUCAGGUGAUCGUCCAGAAGAAGGACGGCUGUGACUGGAUCUGCUGUCUGAUGUGUAAGACCGAGAUCUGCUGGGUGACCAAACAAGCCCGAUGGGGACCUCAGGGUGCUGGAGACACAUCAGGUGGUUGCAGAUGUCGAGUCAACGGAGACCUCUGCCAUCCACGCUGCCAGAACUGCCACUGAACACCGGCGGCAUCACUGAAUGCUGCUGAUUCAACAAGCAAAACCCUGUGCUACAGCAAAAAAACACUUACAAAAUAAUCCAGGUAGGGCUGAUGUGCAACAUACAGUUUGCGAUUAUUGCUUUAAUAUGUUUAAGUCAAGUCAUAUCACUGGCACAUUAAUCCAGAUGUCUGUAUUUAAUUGAUAUGUUCUAUGACUAAAUAUUCAGAACAUGUUUACAAAAUUAAAACAUUUGAGGUUUCAUGAGAUGGUAUAAACUGAUGAAAAAGUGACAUUUUUAAAAUAUACGUGGAAAUGGUCUUAAAUCACUACCAUUUUCUGGCAAACUGAUGCUCUGGGACUUUGUGCAAUGAUAUAGUAAGAUGAAAGCAUUAUUGUGUUUAAAUCUUGAUUUCUUUUAUGGCCAUUUUUGUUUAGAAUCCAAAGAUUUUUGUUGUUGUAAUAUCAUAGCAAAAUAUGCAAUAUGGAACAAUGAAGUAACAACAGAAGAAAACAACAUAAUCAAGAUUAAUUUAAAUGUAGAAAAAUGCAAGUUUGUAAUCAAAUGAGUAGUUGCGCCUUUUAUGAUGUAUUAAAAAUGCUUAAUUAU
Sinocyclocheilus grahami is the source of this 865-nucleotide messenger RNA. Its product is annotated as ranBP-type and C3HC4-type zinc finger-containing protein 1-like. The transcript is spliced from 3 exons. Lineage: Eukaryota; Metazoa; Chordata; Actinopteri; Cypriniformes; Cyprinidae. Gene Ontology annotation, molecular function: ubiquitin binding; ubiquitin-protein transferase activity. Gene Ontology annotation, biological process: proteasome-mediated ubiquitin-dependent protein catabolic process; protein linear polyubiquitination; positive regulation of canonical NF-kappaB signal transduction. Gene Ontology annotation, cellular component: LUBAC complex. The record is from RefSeq and is a predicted model, not a curated record. Bases 43 to 276 code for a protein of 77 amino acids.